Molecule: messenger RNA, 1405 nt
Organism: Dendronephthya gigantea
Lineage: Eukaryota; Metazoa; Cnidaria; Anthozoa; Malacalcyonacea; Nephtheidae
Product: mitochondrial import inner membrane translocase subunit Tim10 B-like
Exons: 4
Coding region: 58-312 (84 amino acids)
Cellular component (GO): mitochondrial intermembrane space chaperone complex
Source: RefSeq, a predicted model, not a curated record
GUGAGGAAACAAAAUGGCGGCUGGUUUGGAGAAAAAGUAAUUUCUCCCAGUGGUAUUAUGAAUAACAUCGAACUGAAAAACUAUAAAGAAUUUGUCAUGUUGUACAACAAAAUGGUAUCAGAAUGUUUUAAAAGCUGUAUCACAACAUUCAAUGAAGGACGCUUAACAGCAAACGAGCAAGUGUGUGUGAAUGAGUGUGUAAACAAAAUGGUAAAUGUGAAUCAUCGAAUAAUGUCAGUCUUUAUGGAGAUUGGUCCACCAGCUGAUAAAGAAAUGGGGAUGGGUGGAUCUGCUGGAUCGUUAACCAGAUGAUAAUUCAAUCAUAAAGAAGUUAAUUGUGACUAAAAGAAUGUCUGACUUGGAACAUCCACAUUGACUGGUUUCUAACAGGUCGCUAACGACAGGGAUAUUCUAUACAAAAUUGGAGAAAUAUCUGAAAUACCCCGCUGUUAAUAGAAUUUGGAUGAGGCAAGCGGACAAAUCUUUCUAAGAAUUAUAAAUAUAUAUUUUAUAUAUAAUAGUGGUCAACAGGCGCUUUUUCCUUCACCUCAAAAAUGAUCAGCCGGAUUCGCUACAUACGAAAUUAUACAUUGGCGGAUCAAAUCAGUUACGAUAAAGAAUUUCAGAGAUUGAUAUUAUGAUUUAUCUUAAGAUGUGGCUCUUACCAUGUGGCAAAACAACCCUUCCCGAAGCACCCGAGUUGUAUAUACACAGAGUUUGUAAAAGCAAUUCCUCAUUACGACCGCUUCGGCUUCGCCCACAUUGUAAAAAUAUUUUAUAGAUGCAUGCCAUGCAUGUACUGUAGACGUUAGAUUUUCAAUGUUCGUCUUUUUUGCCAUCAAACCUGGUACUAUGCUUAUUUGUUACAUUAAUAGUGUAUAAAUGCUUUCUUCGUCAUAUAAAAACACUGUGUUACAAAUCAUAGUGACUCAUGGCAGAUCAGCCAUCCUAGCGAGAUCCAGCUGGCAUCCUCCUCCACUCUCUCCCAACAAAGGACAAUCAUGCACGCGCCAUUCAACUUACCUCGUCUUCCUCGACUGCUUUGAUUGAUAUAAAGUAAGCAGCAAUAGCUACACAUCGCAAAUACUUCACUCUAACCUGAAAUUAAAAUAAACGAAUCGGUCAUAUCAUAUACUGUAUUUACAGUAUGUAUUUGAUGCAUUCAACUAAAUUGAUUGGUUUAAUUACGGCAUUUUAAUUGGUGAUUUGAGAGAGUUAGACCGGGCCUCAGGGGUCAGACUUUUUUGUACCUUACGUAAGUUAAAAGUCAUCACUGCAUAUGAUAUAGUAAACUUUCCGACUACUUUGACUGGUACUGGAUACAUGAUGAAACAUGAAACACAAGAAUAACUGAAGCACAAGAACAAUUGAUUUCAUUGUUUUAUCCUUCCUUUAUUUACCUUCG